Echinococcus granulosus is the source of this 312-nucleotide messenger RNA. RefSeq names its product Histone H4. The transcript has a single exon. Bases 1 to 312 code for a protein of 103 amino acids. The record is from RefSeq and is a predicted model, not a curated record. Gene Ontology annotation, biological process: nucleosome assembly. Gene Ontology annotation, cellular component: nucleosome. Gene Ontology annotation, molecular function: protein heterodimerization activity; structural constituent of chromatin; DNA binding. Lineage: Eukaryota; Metazoa; Platyhelminthes; Cestoda; Cyclophyllidea; Taeniidae.
AUGUCGGGCCGUGGUAAGGGUGGAAAAGGGCUCGGAAAGGGGGGAGCCAAGCGUCACAGGAAGGUGUUGCGUGACAAUAUUCAGGGCAUCACGAAGUCCGACAUCCGACGUCUGGCACGCCGAGGUGGCGUGAAACGCAUCUCUGGGCUCAUCUACGAGGCGACACGCGGUGUGCUCAAGGUCUUCCUGGAGAAUGUCAUCCGUGACGCCGUCACGUACACUGAGCACGCGAAGCGCAAGACCGUCACUGCCAUGGACGUGGUGUAUGCUCUUAAACGCCAGGGUCGUACUCUCUACGGCUUUGGCGGUUAG